Molecule: messenger RNA, 690 nt
Organism: Suillus bovinus
Lineage: Eukaryota; Fungi; Basidiomycota; Agaricomycetes; Boletales; Suillaceae
Exons: 4
Coding region: 104-562 (152 amino acids)
Source: RefSeq, a predicted model, not a curated record
GCGUGACGCUCUUUGAAGUUUGCUCUUCCUUACAUAAUUAAUAAUUCCUACAGCGAAGGCGGCCGCGGCGCACGCUUCAAGUAGUCUUUCAAGUAUUCCCAACAUGUCCAUCACUAUUCCUACAGGCUCAUAUAUUAUCAUGAAUGCCACAACUCGCACCUACCUGAAUGUGUUCUUUUUCCAGCCUGUUCCGGCUGACAUCGUCAAUAGUGUUGGAAAUCGCCUGGGAAAUGACAUCUGGAACGUAGCGAACACUGAAUUGUGUGGGGUGACCAUCCAGUCCUUUGGGACUGGUGCGUUCCUCUCCUUCGACCAGUCAAACAAAUCCGACACCCCCGCUGGCAGCGUCGUCACCAGCAGCUCGAUUUAUCCGUGGAGUUUGCAACAAAACACUUCAGUCCCAUAUGCCUGGAAUAUCGUGGACAACCACACUAGAAAGGCGCUGGCUGUACACAAUGACUCUACUGCGAACGCGGCACAAGUUCUAGAGGUUGACAAUUUAAAUAACCCAAGCCAAGCUUGGCUCUUCAUCGCAAAAGAACCCGUACCUGGUACCAACUAGUUGCUAUCCAAUAUUGUGAUGGUUAAGGUACUCGGAGAUGCUGCUCCUGAACAUUGAAGAAUUUGAGGAUUGAGGACGGCAUGGUAACUUUAGCAUAUCAUUAUGGCAGGUAUCUUGUUUUACAGAAU